AUGCUGUUCUUUGUUAUAGUUUUGUCGGUUGUAAACCGAUGCUCUUCAGAAGAAGGCAUCGCACGGGUAGCGUGCACAAUGGCUAGCAGUGUUCAACGAACAGGAAGCAACAUGAGCUGCACCAUUGCAUCGUCUCUUAGGAACGCCGCUUGCGGUGCGCAGGGCAACUCGCUGUCGCUUUGUGACGGGCUGGUGGAGUAG
This is a messenger RNA of Akanthomyces muscarius, 201 nucleotides long. RefSeq lists its product as uncharacterized. The transcript has 4 exons. The coding region runs from base 1 to 201 and encodes 66 amino acids. Lineage: Eukaryota; Fungi; Ascomycota; Sordariomycetes; Hypocreales; Cordycipitaceae. The record is from RefSeq and is a predicted model, not a curated record.